This is a messenger RNA of Oryza brachyantha (malo sina), 1032 nucleotides long. RefSeq lists its product as uncharacterized. The record is from RefSeq and is a predicted model, not a curated record. NCBI's taxonomy places the organism in Eukaryota, Viridiplantae, Streptophyta, Magnoliopsida, Poales, Poaceae. The transcript is spliced from 3 exons. The coding region runs from base 226 to 519 and encodes 97 amino acids.
GAUCGCCAGCUAUCUUCACCCAUCAUCAACCAUCUCCUCGCCGCGACGCCGUCGACCGGUCGAUCCGCCAUUAGCGGCCGAUCCGGCGAGCGGCAAGCUAGGAUCUCUCACCUAGCUAGCUUGCUAUCUCGAUCUCCAGUUGUUCAUUCCGAGUUAAUUAAGCCAGCUCGAUCGGUUGUUCUGAGAGAUUGGCCGGCUUGUCCAGCUUGGUGUGUGUGUGUAGCUAUGGACGGCGGCGGCGACUCGUCGUCGCCGGCUUCGUACAUCAGAUUGGUGCAGCAUCUGAUCGAGAAGUGCAUCUGCUACAACAUGAACAAGGAGGAAUGCAUGGAGACGCUGGAGAAGCACGCCAACAUCAAGCCCGUCAUCACCUCCACCGUGUGGAAGGAGCUUGAGAAGGAGAACAGUGAGUUCUUCGCCACGUACAAGAAGUGCCCAGGAGAGGAGUCAGUGCAGAACAAGAGUAGUUCUUCACAGGAAGCUGCUGGUUCCAAGAGUUCAGGGGGAGACGACGACUAGGAGCAGUACUGAACCACCGAUCCCCGUUACAUGGGCAUGUGCAUGCAUGCAUGGCACUCGCAAAAGAGGGGCCUACUUCUACAGUAGGAGAUCUAUCAAGUCGACCGCACUUCGUACCUCGUACAUCUCUAGCAGGAGAAGUACAUAGCGUAUAGUAGGAGUAGCCCCCUCAUGAGCUGAUUAGAAAAUAAUUUAGGACUCGGGUUCGCAGCUCGCCAUCUAUCAGCCGUCCGGUUGGUGUUGCAUGCAUCCGGAUGAUGAUGACAUGUGUGUAGAUACUCAGGCGAGCGCCCCUGUUGCUGUCAGUGGAAAGAUCGAUGGAUCUCUGUGUGUUCCUGUCUCGUCUCUCUAUCACGGGCUAGCUAGCUAGCUCUCCGCUCUCUCCUGUUGUAGCGCACACGUAGUUACCGCUCUGUGUUGCAGAAUGAUGAAAGAAAACCCGAGGCACCGAGCCAAACCAACCCGUCGGUUAAGGGUUUCUUCGGAUCACAUGAAUUUUAUAGAAAUUUCAGA